Porites lobata is the source of this 26679-nucleotide messenger RNA. The record is from the annotation of a GenBank genome assembly. Lineage: Eukaryota; Metazoa; Cnidaria; Anthozoa; Scleractinia; Poritidae.
AUGAAUGGCACAUUAAUUCUUAGAGGUUUAACACUGAACGAUGCAGGAAACUACAUUUGUGUGGCAACAAUGACAAGGGAAAAUCAAGUUGAAACGGUGACAAACGUUGAAGUGUAUCAACCAAUAGCUAGAGGUUUGUUUUUAGACUGCAUCCAUUGUGUAUACUGCAGGGAGGGGGUGGGUGGGGAAAAGGGAUAUUUCUAAAAGGGGAAAAAUUCUUUUCAUAUCCUCCCCACACACAUCAUACAGGAUUUUUUGACAUUCCUCUUCUUGAACAAUAGGGAAAAAACCCCGGUAUUAGUAAAAUUUGGGCAAUAUGAUGAAGUGGUGCAGAAAUAAAUGUUGAAAUGAAAUAGAGAACUGAAAAUAAAAGGUGACAAAGUGGUCACAGAUGUUAGUAUUUCUCGUCUAGAUUUUAAAUCAAAGGAAGUUUUAAGAAAUUAACGCCAGCUGUGGCUCACUGAGAAAUUGCAUGCCGAGGCCAUGUGGCAGUUUAGGGUCAAUAAUAUUGCAAACUACGUGUACCAAAAUAGGUUACAUUUGUAUUGGGGAACAUAGACAAGCAAAAGAUCAAGCUCAAGAGAAAAAAAGACAAACAAAAGAAUGAGACAUUGAAUGGCCUGCCUAAACAAUAAAGCACGAAAAGAAAAAGGAAUUGCAAGUCAGCCUGCUUCCGAAGAAAGGUCCACAUUCGGGGGGAGUUGGGGGGGAAGGGUGGGGGAACUCAAAAAGUUUUAUACGCCCCGAGGUCUAACCCCUUACCAUUUUUAUGCCAUUUUUGACAGAAAAAGUACCCCUUCCGUAUACCUUACAUUGACGAAUAAAACCCCUUUUACAUAUUUGGUUAAGAACUUUGCAUCCCUUUAACUGAAAUCUCUACCUUUUCAUACCUGAAGCCUGAAAAAUGUGAUCUAUCUGACUUUAUCAGGCUUGCAAAUAAACAUUUGCUUUUCUCUGAAAUUAAAUAUUUGAUUAAUGUUUUUUUUUCUUCUUUCCUUUCACAUCAGGUCAAGACUGUUUAUCACUGAUCAAAUCAGGCUAUACUCAAAGUGGAGUGUACUCUGUGAACCCAGAUGGUAAAGGAGCGUUCCUUGUAUACUGUGACAUGAGCACUGAUGGUGGAGGAUGGACCGUGUUCCAAAGAAGACAAGAUGGCUCGGUGGACUUCUAUCGCGGCUGGGACAAUUACAAAUCAGGCUUUGGUCAGCUGACGGCUGAGUUCUGGUUAGGAAACGACAAGAUCCACAGGCUGACGGCCUCUAGAGCCAGAUCUUUGCGGGUGGAACUGGGUGACGGGAACGGAGCAAAAGCAUAUGCCAAAUAUGGCAAGUUCAAGAUUGGUGAUGAGCAGGUGAAGUACCGACUUGACGUGGGCUCGUAUUCAGGAACGGCGGGAGAUUCGUUAGCAUGGCAUAAUAACGAGGCUUUUAGCACUAAAGAUAGAGAUAACGACAGAUGGGAUAGUAUACACUGUGCUGUAUCAUUCAUUGGUGCCUGGUGGUACAGCGGUUGCCACAACUCCAAUCUAAAUGGAAAAUACCUGGGAAACACUAGGUGGAAUUAUACUGGAGUCAUUUGGGAGGACUUCAGAAGCGGCGUUUCACUAAACUUCACGGAAAUGAAAUUGAGGCCGUCAUCAUAACACAAAAAGAUCCUGUUUGAUAAAGAACUCUUUCAUUGAGAUAGAUUUCAAUCAUAUCAGAGCCGUCACUUUUGAAAUUUUGCGAUUUGAAAGGAAUGAGUAGAAAGGACAUACGUUAUGUCCAAACGGACAAACCAGAAAAGUUGAGGGACGUACAUUAUCUUGAUUUUUAAUUCUUUUAACUACUGUACAAAUCUUCGGCUGCAAAAUUAUUGUCUUUGCUUUUCAAGUCAUUGUGUCCUACUGCACGUGAAGGCUUUCUCCGGAAAUGCGCAAAUUUAAGACAUCGUCUUAUGACCGACUGUUAUUAGCAGCUCUGUUGUGUAAACGACUUUCACAUGCACAGUUCCCAACAAAUUUUUUAACUUGAAGGCAAUUCCUCAUCCAUUUACACCAGCGACAGAGCUUCAGUUACUUUUCCCUCUUUUACUACACGAUUAAGCUGAACUGAUACGUUUGUGUAAGUCUUUUAAUUAUUAAUUUUAAGAUUCCCCCUCUAAUUUAGACAGAAAAAAUACACAGAUGGAACGCGAGAAAACGGCGUUCUAACCUCAAACUUUUUAGCUGAUUAACGUAACUCUGUAGAAUAACAAAGACUGUAGGAAAGUGAAUAAAGCUACUUUUGAAAAAAGCCAUUUUUAAAGGGAAAUAAAGAUUUACAGAUUUUAUUGUUUUUACGCUAUUUACAUAAUGUUUAUAUUGGAAUUUUAAUUUGUAUAAGUACCUUACGGAGCAAUGUCAGAAAUAAAGAUAACAAGAAAUUAAGAUGUGCGCAGUCACCAAAGUAGCUAAUGCUUCCUGCUUGGUCCAAUAAUUGGUCAAUGGUCUUUUUAAUUUGACAUUUAUUUUGUACCUUAUGACACUCGAGGAUACCUUUUAGUAAUAUUAACCUUACUGUUUUUCGUUUUAGGUAAAACCAGGUACGGAACUAAAGCCUCCGCGUUUAAUCCAAGGUUUUGAGAUGAUUCAGCAUAUAUGAACGAUCCCAUUGCCUAUAUCAUGCGCAAAAGCGUGCCAGCCUUAGAGAAACUGUAACUGUUCUGGAGGAAUAAUUUUCCAAGUCCUAAAUUAAUGAUUUCAAAUAGAGACGAGAAAACAAAAAAUCGAAAACGAUGCGCUGCUCUGCCAUCCAAUUAAUCUACACGUUCAGGGAGAUUGUUCAAGCUUCCCUUUUAACGAUACUCCCACGUCGAGGCUUAAUUAGUUGGUAUUUUGCAGAAAUCAACAAGAAGUUGUUUUCAAUUUAAGGUUGAAAAGAACUGCUUCGCUGUUUCGGCUGCUUUUGGAAAAGAAAGAAAAGGCGAGCACUCACAGUCCUCCCAUUAAAAAUGUAACAAACCAGAAUAAGGUUUUUUCUAACCAGGGGCUGGACUCGCAAUACUUUCAGCAUUUAAAUCCCGAGAGGUAGAUGUGAGUGGACUCGGGAAGUAUUGCAAUACAACACACGUACUAAAUGUAUUACUUGCUGUUUCUAUUAAUGUACACUUCCUGUAACAGCAAGAGAGAAUAUCCUCGCUCUCUUGCUGAACGUAAACGUAGACAGUAAAAUGUUGAUUUUUUUUUUUCAGUUUUUCAUUAACAAGUCGGAACGUGCAUGGUUUUGAAGCGGAAAACCGUUGUGAUAAGAUUAGAGUUUCAAAGAAUUUUCAAUAGCAAUGAACAUAAAACCUACCCGCCAGCUCCUCCCAUAAAAAAUAUCCCAACAGUUUACCCUAAGUAAGAAGUUAUUGUUGACAUUUAGUUAGAGGGAAGGGGUAGCUGGGUAGAAUCUAAUGCUGAUCCACUUAAGAUAUGCCGAAACGGAUAUGAACUUUUGCCUCCUUAGAAAAAGGAAGUGAAAAUAAUAUCCUUGAAUAACGCGUAAGUCCCUAUUUUUGACCAAAGUUAAGUAUAUAUCAUGUAACCGGUCCACGUACCAGACCGCCGAAACGAUAUUGAAACUCGCCAAUUCGAAAUGACGACUCCAAAACAACGCUUUCCUUCUCUUGCUUCCACCAUAUCUGUUUUAAAUAUUGUUUUGUACUGCGUUGGGUUUUUAAGAGUUGAAUUAGAGUUGAACAAUCAAAAGGAGAGGUUAGACGCGCUUGAAAACGUGGCGAAGAGCAUUAAUCCCCAAUCCAGUGAUUCAAUCUUCAAAUUUUAACGCUCGCGCUAUGAAUGUUUUCUCAUUUUAUGCACGGAUUUUAGAAUUUCAUGCGGUCUCAAAGUUUUUGUUUUUGUUUUUUUUGUUUUUUUUUGUUUUUUUAGUUUUUUUCCAACCUUUCUUGAAGUACAUUCAUAUGCAUAUGAAGGACUGAGGAAUCGCUGUAUGUUAUCUUAUGGCAAACAACACAAAAGGUUAAGGGUUAUUAAAGAUAACAAGAAAUUAAUAAUGGUAAUUGAACUGAGUGGAGUGCAAUUUGGUCUGAAAUCAUACGCGUGAUUUCAAAAUCGAACGAGCGCGCAGCGCGAGUUCAAUUUGAAAUCACAAGUAUGAUUUCAGACCAAAAUUGCACGACACGAAGUUCAAUUACCACUUUAUUACUUCCAUUUUGAAAUCGCAGAAUUUAGUCAGUACUAAUAUUUUGUUGAUCAAGUAGCCGGUUUGUUAAAAAGCCGAAACAAAAAGGCUUUUACAUCUCGUUUUGUAUUCCAAACAGAAAUGAUGCGAUAUAGAACAAAAAUGGUGCUAUUUAAAACAUAAAUGAUGCGAUUUAGAACAUAAAUGACGCGAUUUGGAACAGAUGCGAUUUAGAGCAAAAAAUGGUGCGAUUUAGGAAUAAAUCACACCGCUGAGAGCCAAUCAGAUUGCACGGAUAGCCAGUGAUUUCAAAGUGGAUGUAAUAAAGGAAUUAAGAUGUGCGCAGUCACCAAAGUAGCUAAUGCUUCCUGCUUGGUCCAAUAAUUGGUCAAUAUUAACUUUACUUUUUUCGUUUUAGGUAAAACCAGGUACGGAACUAAAGCCUCCGCGUUUAAUCCAAGGUUUUGAGAUGAUUCAGCAUAUAUGAACGAUCCCAUUGCCUAUAUCAUGCGCAAAGCGUGCCAGCCUUAGAGAAACUGUAACUGUUCUGGAGGAAUAAUUUUCCAAGUCCUAAAUUAAUGAUUUCAAAUAGAGACGAGAAAACAAAAAAUCGAAAACGAUGCGCUGCUCUGCCAUCCAAUCUACAGGUUCAGGGAGAUUGUUCAAGCUUCCCUUUUAACGAUACUCCCACGUCGAGGCUUAAUUAGUUGGUAUUUUGCAGAAAUCAACAAGAAGUUGUUUUCAAUUUAAGGUUGAAAAGAACUGCUUCGCUGUUUCGGCUGCUUUUGGAAAAGAAAGAAAAGGCGAGCACUCACAGUCCUCCCAUUAAAAAUGUAACAAACCAGAAUAAGGUUUUUUCUAACCAGGGGCUGGACUCGCAAUACUUUCAGCAUUUAAAUCCCGAGAGGUAGAUGUGAGUGGACUCGGGAAGUAUUGCAAUACAACACACGUACUAAAUUUAUUACUUGCUGUUUCUAUUAAUGUACACUUCCUGUAACAGCAAGAGAGAAUAUCCUCGCUCUCUUGCUGAACGUAAACGUAGACAGUAAAAUGUUGAUUUUUUUUUUCAGUUUUUCAUUAACAAGUCGGAACGUGCAUGGUUUUGAAGCGGAAAACCGUUGUGAUAAGAUUAGAGUUUCAAAGAAUUUUCAAUAGCAAUGAACAUAAAACCUACCCGCCAGCUCCUCCCAUAAAAAAAAUCCCAACAGUUUACCCUAAGUAAGAAGUUAGUGUUGACAUUUAGUUAGAGGGAAGGGGUAGCUGGGUAGAAUCUAAUACUGAUCCACUUACGAUAUGCCGAAACGGAUAUGAACUUUUGCCUCCUUAGAAAAGGGAAGUGAAAAUAAUAUCCUUGAAUAACGCGUAAGUCCCUAUUUUUGACCAAAGUUAAGUAUAUAUCAUGUAACCGGUCCACGUACCAGACCGCCGAAACGAUAUUGAAACUCGCCAAUUCGAAAUGACGACUCCAAAACAACGCUUUCCUUCUCUUGCUUCCACCAUAUCUGUUUUAAAUAUUGUUUUGUACUGCGUUGGGUUUUUAAGAGUUGAAUUAGAGUUGAACAAUCAAGGAGAGGUUAAACGCGCUUGAAAACGUGGCGGAGAGCAUUAAUCCCCAAUCCAGUGAUUCAAUCUUCAAAUUUUAACGCUCGCGCUAUGAAUGUUUUCUCAUUUUAUGCACGGAUUUUAGAAUUUCAUGCGGUCUCAAAGUUUUUGUUUUUGUUUUGUUUUUGUUUUUUUUUUGUUUUUUUAGUUUUUUCAAACCUUUCUUGAAGUACAUUCAUAUGCAUAUGAAGGACUGAGGAAUCGCUGUAUGUUAUCUUAUGGCAAACAACACAAAAGGUUAAGGGUUAUUAAAGAUAACAAGAAAUUAAGGAAUUAAGAUGUGCGCAGUCACCAAAGUAGCUAAUGCUUCCUGCUUGGUCCAAUAAUUGGUCAAUGGUCUUUUUAAUUUGACAUUUAUUUUGUACCUUAUGACACUCGAGGAUACCUUUUAGUAAUAUUAACCUUACUGUUUUUAGCUCAUGGAUGACGUAGUCAUGCCAUGGGCUUUUGGAGGCACUCGAAUGGCACUCGAUCACUCACUCACCCACUCACUCACUCACUCACUCACUCGAUUCUCAUUAAUUUAUUCAUUAAAGUCAGAUUAAACACGUUACUCCUACCUCCCUUACUUAGUAUCACUUUUUUUCCAAGUGCCUUUUACGUAUAUGUUUGGAAUAUCCUAGAGGGUACUAGUAAGGGGAAUUUUUUUUCCCAACACAUCAAUAGAGAUGGGUUUUGUAUAAAUAACAAUAUUUUAAAGAACACUGAUAAUAUCCUCCGCAAGAAAUGGACUUAGAAUUGUUAAAAGGACAUUGAAAUGAUUGAGCGUGGAUCUUUGCUGUAUAUUUGGACCAAUUGUGCACAUUUGUUCCCGAUAUUGUACUUGAUAUGGAAAAGAUGCAAUCAGGAGUGCGAAAGAGCUAUUGACGCCUGACGAUGGGAUUUCGUUCAGCGAAAAGCGAAUAAGCCAAAGAACCUUAUAAUCACUGCAAAAAAACUGUCCUCGAAUUGUUAAAGCGACAUUGAGGAGUGUCUAUUGAGGUAUAUUCAAUUAUUUGGACGAAUCCGUUCGACCAUUUGUCUUUGUAUGCAAACAGGGAAUAAAUUAAUGUUGUGUCAACUAGAAGCACAGGUUUAGAAGCAACAAGCGCUACGCUAUUUUGCUUGAAUUCUUAGGUGAUCUUUGCCUUAAAGAAGGCUUUUGUUUGUCGGUGAUUCCAUUUAGCAGUGCUAUUAAUGUAAUUUCUACAAGAAAUGCUGCGGUGGUAUACACAAGUCUCUGGCGAAAGGCAAUCGGAUACUUCGACUGCGUUAUAAAUUACUUGGCUAGGUCAGAGCACGUACUGCUUUGAGCUUAAUCCGUUUUACAUGUAUUAAAAUAAUUUUUAGCUCGUGUUUAUCAAAAGCACGUUCUAAAGUAGUUCAAUUUAGCCAUAAACGCCUGUAUUCUGUAUUUAAUAUAGCUCGUACUGCGUAUACUAACCGUUACGUACUCAUCAUAUGGAAACAUUUAUUUGAAAGCAUCGCACUUUUAAAACCACGGUUUGAAUAAGACUCAUGUAUGUAAAACUUGGCUAUUUUACAAGAAAGUGCACUGUCGUUCGGAAAGUGUUUGACAGUCACAUGAGAAAGCAAAUUAUUUUACAACUAAAAAGCGUUAAUAAGUGCUUUUAAAAGUGAUCUUUGCUUUGUAAGUAGAAACGCUGCGCUAAUAAAAAGUUUCUAGAAUAUUCAGGUGCACAUGCAAUCGGAUACUUCGAGUCACGCUGUACUUGGCAAGUCCGUACAAAAUGAACCGUUAAAAAAGAUUUAUAUGUUUUUCUUUGAUUAUUGAACUGUCUUUUCUACACUAAUUCAAUUCAUCCAUGAGCUCGCUCCUAGGAGCCUUUGAUUCGUUUUAGGUAAAACCAGGUACGGAACUAAAGCCUCCGCGUUUAAUCCAAGGUUUUGAGAUGAUUCAGCAUAUAUGAACGAUCCCAUUGCCUAUAUCAUGCGCAAAGCGUGCCAGCCUUAGAGAAACUGUAACUGUUCUGGAGGAAUAAUUUUCCAAGUCCUAAAUUAAUGAUUUCAAAUAGAGACGAGAAAACAAAAAAUCGAAAACGAUGCGCUGCUCUGCCAUCCAAUCUACAGGUUCAGGGAGAUUGUUCAAGCUUCCCUUUUAACGAUACUCCCACGUCGAGGCUUAAUUAGUUGGUAUUUUGCAGAAAUCAUCAAGAAGUUGUUUUCAAUUUAAGGUUGAAAAGAACUGCUCCGCUGUUUCGGCUGCUUUUGGAAAAGAAAGAAAAGGCGAGCACUCACAGUCCUCCCAUUAAAAAUGUAACAAACCAGAAUAAGGUUUUUUCCAACCAGGGGCUGGACUCGCAAUACUUUCAGCAUUUAAAUCCCGAGAGGUAGAUGUGAGUGGACUCGGGAAGUAUUGCAAUACAACACACGUACUAAAUGUAUUACUUGCUGUUUCUAUUAAUGUACACUUCCUGUAACAGCAAGAGAGAAUAUCCUCGCUCUCUUGCUGAACGUAAACGUAGACAGUAAAAUGUUGAUUUUUUUUUUCAGUUUUUCAUUAACAAGUCGGAACGUGCAUGGUUUUGAAGCGGAAAACCGUUGUGAUAAGAUUAGAGUUUCAAAGAAUUUUCAAUAGCAAUGAACAUAAAACCUACCCGCCAGCUCCUCCCAUAAAAAAUAUCCCAACAGUUUACCCUAAGUAAGAAGUUAUUGUUGACAUUUAGUUAGAGGGAAGGGGUAGCUGGGUAGAAUCUAAUGCUGAUCCACUUAAGAUAUGCCGAAACGGAUAUGAACUUUUGCCUCCUUAGAAAAGGGAAGUGAAAAUAAUAUCCUUGAAUAACGCGUAAGUCCCUAUUUUUGACCAAAGUUAAGUAUAUAUCAUGUAACCGGUCCACGUACCAGACCGCCGAAACGAUAUUGAAACUCGCCAAUUCGAAAUGACGACUCCAAAACAACGCUUUCCUUCUCUUGCUUCCACCAUAUCUGUUUAAAUAUUGUUUUGUACUGCGCUGGGUUUUUAAGAGUUGAAUUAGAGUUGAACAAUCAAAAGAAGAGGUUAAACGCGCUUGAAAACGUGGCGAAGAGCAUUAAUCCCCAAUCCAGCGAUUAAAUCUUCAAAUUUUAACGCUCGCGGUAUGAAUGUUUUCUCCUUUUAUGCACGGAUUUUAGAAUUUCAUGCGGUCUAAAGGUUUUCGUCUUUGUUUUUGUUUUUUUUUAGUUUUUUCCAACCUUUCUUGAAAUACAUUUAUAUGCAUAUGAAGGACUGAGGAAUCGCUGUAUGUUAUCUUAUGCCAACAACACAAAAAGGUUAAGGGGAUUAAGUCUUCUCGUUUAUACAUAGUUCCAUACGUAUGGAAGCCUUCUUUUCAUACAAGAGUUAUAUUUUCCAAAGAAAGGAAAGAAAUGAGAUUUUUUCCGCGAACCUGACGUUUGACUCACGUCAUAUAAUCAAGUUCUUCUGUUUCUUGAUGGGACUGAGUUUAAAGGGUUGUUGUAGACAGUAAGUCCCACACUCCAAUGUAAGAAGCGGCAGACAGAGCUUUUUAAAUAAAACUGCAAGGAAAGCAUUUGCAUUCAAGACUACAGUACUAAAUUUCUUAUUUAAUAAAACGCUAGAAGAUCAUUAUCAGAGUCGACUCAUCAUUAGUGACUCUAAAAAUGGAAGCAGUAGAAGGUCUUGGCUGAGCAGGGAUUGAGCUCACAAUACCAAGAGCACUGAAGCACACGUACCAACUUCGCGGUAUUGGCCAAUUCCUUACCCUUGCCCGCCAAUCAUAUAUCACCACGGCAGUGGCAGCCAUAUGAACAGCUGUUUCGCCGCCCUUAUUGGGGCUCAUCAGACUGGCAUAGCCGUCGUAUGAACUGGCGAACCGGUGUGUCAAAUUCUUUACCGCCAACGUUUGCACUUCCUUAAACGCCAGCUCCACCGUACACAAACUGUUGGCUGGGACCGCAAAACAGUUUGGACUCACAAUGUUCUCUCAAAGGUUAGUUCAGUUCAGUAGACUGAGACGUUUGGAAUACAAUACAAGUACUAAAUAUAUUACCUGCUGUCAGUAAUAAUAACACUGUCGGUAUGUCACUUCCUGAAACAGUAUAAGCGAGGAUAUCCCCUUUUGAUGAUAGUAUUGAUCUUUUCUGCCAAACAUAUGCCAAGAAAGAUAAGAUUUUUGAACUUUACCAUCUUAUAAUAUAAGAAGGAAGUGAAAAUGAUCGAAACAGUACCAGGAUCAAGUAACGAGCUCACGCACCAAGUCUUCAGAUAAACAAGGCUUGUUUAAUUGAGGUUGUUACGCAUGAAAAUGACAUCGGCUCAAAAUCAACGCUUUCCCUCUUUUUCUACUACCAUCUCUGCAUUAGGUAUUGUUUUGUAUUGCGCUGGAUUUUUAAGAGUUGAACUAGAGUUGAAUAAUCAGAAGAAGAGGUUAGAUGCCCUUGAAAUCGUCGCGAGGACAAAACAACCAUUCAGCGAGCCACAUCACAGUAUCGUCAAGUUCAUCAAGGAUGCUCACGGUAUGUACUUUUCACCUUGCCUAAAGGCGGUAAAAAAAAUUCAUGUAUUCUGAGGUCUUUUGUCUUAUCUUAAAAAGAACACUCGUGUUUACGAAAGUUUGUUCAAUGUGCCUGACUUUUAAACACGAGCGAAAAUGUAAGGGAGUCUGAUUCGUAAAAAAAACGCUUUUGCGUGUUGUCAACUAAGUGGCACUGAAAAAAUUAGCAAAGGUCAUUUCGACUUCCUUUGGUUUUAUUACUACUUCUUUUCUUUACACAGGCGGCGUGAAUGACUCUUCCAUGCACAAAUACUCUGACAUGAUAAACAUACAAAAGUAAUAUUUCAUGAUUAUUAAACCAAAAGAAAUAGUUUCAGUUUUCCUAAGAAUUAAAAUUACCUCAAGGGCAUUGUUUUAGAUAAUAACGUUACAAGUCUUGCAGGAGCUCGUUGCCUUUUGCUUGAAUUUUAAGGUCAUUAAAACUCAUACCAAAAUAGCGUCUUAAUCACUGAGCUAGAAAAAAACGACAUGAAUUAGGAAAUUUUAUCUAACCAUUGCGACGAAAGAAAAAUUAGUACUGAAUGAACCCUCAGCUAAGAAGACGGAGUCGUGAAGAUUUGCGAAAGUUUUGUAUUAUCGGUUUCCUUAUGAUCACAGCUUGUUGGAAGGAUCACCAUUAAUCGAGGGUGUGAAUGGGAUUUACCGAGUAGCGACAAAGGGCGAAAAAUAUUAAUAUUACUGAAAACUGACGAAAAGAGAAAAAAAUUACCGACUACCGACAGGAAAAAUAUUAACCGACUACCGAGUAAUGGGCCGACAUUAUCGAUAUUUGUUUUCAUAAGGAAGAGAUUUUGUAUUUUUUCUAGCUUAGGAAGUAACCACAUAAAAUUUACGACUUGUCAGAUGGUCCAACGGAAAGAACUUCCUCCUUUGUUGAUACGUUUAUACAGUAACCGACAACCAACAAGUGGACUACGUAUGGUGGCCGACAACUGCCAUUCGUCAAAACGACAUAAAUUUGUUAAUUUUAGGUUGAACUUAAAUUAUUUUGAAUUGAAAGAGAAGUGAAAUAAAACGCAACAUUAUUUUCUUUUUCAUUGAAAUGGAAAUAGAUUAUUUUUUCAUCACUAUUAUUUUCAAAUCAAAACAAAACAUUUUUAUUAUGAAAUGAAAAUAAAAAUAAAAGUGAAAUAAAACUGCCUUUCAAACCAAAAAAAAGGUAAAAUUAAUAUGUUCAUGGCCGGUAACUGCUGUUCUUUGUGUCGUUACGGGAGUAGACUAGAUCAAAGGCUCCUAGGAGCAAGCUCAUGGAUGAAUUGAAUCUUAAACGAGCAUGGGUGCUAAGUGUCACUGCUCUUGAAUUUCGCGAUUCCGUUAUUAUUGACAACCGAAUGUUAAAGAUUAUCACCUCUGUAUUUAUAGCGGAGCUCUGGCGCGCGAAGCGCGCCUGCGGAGCACCAUGGGUAAGUAAAUCUACCCAUCCCAGAAAAUUUGGGGUCGUGACUAGAAUGGAUACUCCAAAAUCAGGUAUCCGCUCGGAGACUGGAACUGAAUAAAAUUAUUUUUCGGCAAAUCGCUCCGACUCUUUACGACCUUGUUGUGUUGAAAGACUAAGACUAGCAUACAAAGACUGAAAAGGCUAAGAUGAGAAUGGUUACUCCAAAAUAUGGAUCAAAGCCUACAUAGAGGUUAGUUGUUUUUCACGUUCUUUUUGUAAGAAUUUAGUCCAAGGAGCAAACAAUGUCUGUUUAAUUACAGUACCACUACCGCGACUGCCGUGUAAAGCUUAUUCAUAGCAAAGUAUCUGUUUGGAUAGCUCAGAAUAAGGUGGAUACUUCAGAAUAAGAAUGGCCAAAAUAUGGAAGUUUUGGCCAUCUGGAUUACUAUUACUGAAAUUCCCAAUACAAACAUGAUUGUUACGUUUACAAAGAGGGUACAAAUACAGUUAAGGUCAGUUAACCAUCUUGUAAUUUUAUGGGUUAGUUGAUUCCAAGUGUUAACAAUAGUAAAAAACACAUAAGGGACCAGUCAUUUCUUUGAGGCGGGGGAGGGCUGGUGCAAUUGGGGGGAGGGUCAUUAAAUUUUAUGUAGCCAAAAAGGGGAGGGUCACCAAAACUUUAAGCUGGGCUUUGGGGAGCGCCAUACCAUUUUUAGCAAACAUUGCUGUCACUUAAAAUAAAAAUAAAUCAACAAAUAAAAUAUAUUAUUUAACAAACAAGUCCCUUGCACAGUAAGCAUUUUAAACUUUCAUAAUGAUCAACCUGAACUACCCAACAACCCUACAUGUACGUCUUGAUUUGUUUUUCAACAGCAACACACUGCGCAACAUGUCUUUGCAUUGAUCAAGUUUCUCAUUAAGAUAUUUCAAUUCACUGUUACUCUUUUUUUAGCUUCAUCAAGCCUUGUAAUAACAGCUUCAUCAAACGAUUUAGAAUACUCUUCUCCUCGUAUAAAAUUACCAGUCUUUGAGUGAAACAGGGUGUUAAGGUGAGCUUUAAUGCAUUUAUCCAUAUCUAAUAUGUUCUCUAGUAACUCACUGAGCUUCAUAAUGUUCGCCCUCAGUAUUAACUAAUCAGCUGGGACAAGAACAUAAUCGGUCGUGUAAAAUUUUCCAGCAGCACGAGGAUUGUUUGUGCUCAAUAUUGCUUCAAUGCAUGAGGUGAUCUUAGAUACCCGUUCCUGAAUGUCGUAUUGGCACCUCCCUUCAUCACAAGGUAAAAGUUGAUCUCUUUUAAUAAUCCCUGUCAUAUCUUUUAGCGUGGGGAGGGUCAUAACUAUUUUGGGCCAUACAAGGGGGAGGGUUACAUUUUUUUCUGCAGGAAAUUGGGGGAGGGCAUAAAAAAAAUUCACCUGGGAAAAAAGAAUUGCACCAGCCCUGCCCCCCCCCCCCCCUCUAAUAAAUGACAGGUCCCUAAUUUACUUCAGGUCAUACUUCUUGUAGCUUGGUGAUCACUAUUACAAGUCAGGCAGACAUAUGCUCAAGUUUCUAAAAAAAAAAAAUGGUCCUGCAGAUUGUAUUAGUGUAGUGUCUCUGUAUAGCUCUGAUAAAGGACCUGGAGCCUACAGUGGCAGAUCGGAACCUUCAGAUAAGAAGAGGGGUGGGGCGGGAGGAUUCUCACCAGACCUUGAGGUGGCAAGGAACCAUGACCUUAAGGUACAGGAGCUCAAUCUAGAAAAGAAUUUUCUUGGCAAAUUAUUUAAUUUGAUCUAGAAUAUGGAGGGCAGGGGACCUCCCCUAGAUCCUAAACAUUUUUUACAUUUACUAGAAACUUUUCACUUCAAAUUAUUUAUCCUUUAGGAUUUUUUAUUUAUAGUUGCUUUUUUUGUAUUUUGUUUUGUUUUUUUUUUCAAAUCCUAGGAGCCUCAUUGUCACCAAAAAUCUCUGCCUUCCAUACCCUAUUCCACACUGAACUUUCUGACAAUAGUCCUCAGCCAAGUGGUACCAUCAUGGUGUUGAAAAGUGUGGAAAUAGAUCCUGUUGAUCCUGGGAUGAAUUAUUUUUCUUUUUCUUCCCCUUUCCUCCACUCAAUGGGGGAGGGGGGGGGAAGGUGUUUUCCUUCCCCUCCCUGUGACCUAUUACCUAUUUCCUUGAUUGCCUUCUGAGCUCCUGAUGAGACAAGACCUUCAGCAUUAAGCUGGUUAUGGGCUAUUUUUUGUUUUUCACUCAGUAUGGUGAGCUUAUCAUAAAAUAAUUUAAAAUGGAAUAAAAAUGAUGAUGCAGGUAUAUCCAUGUUGCAGCUGUAACAGGAGGAUGAGUUGGAGAUCCGGAGGGUGUUGCAGUCAAAUGCUUGUGAGGAACAGAGAAACCAGUUGGAGAAGGAAAGGAAGAAAUGAAGAAAAUUGGAGAAGGCUUCAAGAGAAAUAGCAAAUAAAAUGAAAAAAAAAAGAAAAAAAGAAAAAAGAAAACAGGAAAAAGAAAAUUUUCAUUGAGGCCAAGCAGUUGGCUGCUCAGUUGCAUGUCUGGGUAGCUUGACCAUUUGGUUAAUAAAAUUCUCAAAACCACAAACAAACCACUCUAAGAAUUUGAUAAAAUGUGUAAAAAAAAUUGUUUAUUACUUUUAUAAAAAUAAAGUUGUUUGUUUACAAUUCUACAACCAUUUUUUGAUUUCUUCCUUUUCCCAUAAUUCUUUCCUCUGUUUUACUUUCCUUCUACUCUUUCUCCACUUCCGCAAUGUGCUUUUAUGUACCCUCUAUACCUGGGGUGGAAAGUCACCUGAAAAUUUGAAAUUAGCCAUGGAUUAAAUAAAGCUUCCAUUAUAAUCAUUCUUUCAGGAAAUAAAGCUGCUACUUUGGUGGUAAUUCUAAAAAGCACUGUGUUCCACGAUACAGUGCCUUGAUUCAGCAAAGAAGCCUUGACCCUUCUGUUUUAAAAGUUAAAGAUUUUCUUUUGGUAGCAGAGAAAGGCCCCCAGUUUAGUGCAUUACAAAUAAUUAUCACCUACAAAGUUAUCUAUCAUCUAAAUUAAAAAGGAACAACCAAAUCAUUUCCUUGUGGUACCUGCACUGCCUAAUAUCAAAAUGAAUAACUAAAAUACUGAUAAAUAAAUAAUAAUUAUUGAAGUAGGGUAUAUCCAGGCCGUUUUAGCUUAACAAAACAAAAACACAAGGUAAGUCAUUCUCGUUUCUAUUUUUGUCAAAAAAUGGAAUUUAGGACGUAUUUUGUUUAUUGUCAUACGUUCUCUUAUAAAUUCAAAGUCCAACAAACUCCUUCAGAGUUUGGGCUACCUGUUGAUGGGGCAACAUGACAGGAUGGACAAUAAAGGGGCUGCAUUUUCAACACCUUCAAUGUGACUGGAAAUUACAAAGGUUCACACAGCAGAUUCAGGAAUACAAAAUGACUAACUUGGAAUCACAUAGUUUACAUUUGCCAAAAGUAGCUAACAUUGGGCCUUUUGGUCAUAGAAAAGACUGUAAAAGGAUUUGGGUUCUGGUUGGUUAAUUGUGCCAGAUACCCAGCACACCAAAAGGUUGACGCGAGUAUCCCAGAGGUUGUGAGGGUCACUUUGGUUUUUAUAAUCUCAUAAAGUACCCAUUCUUCUCACACUAAACUAAACAGCAACUUACCACUUAAAAGUGAAAAAAAAAUCAACCAUAAUAUAUAAGAAAACAGAAAUAGUUUAUGUUGAGCCAUAAAUUCAACAACUGUCUGCUAUCCCUGGGGGGGUUACUCCCUUAUAUGGCCUCCAUGGGGAUGUGCCGCUGGACAGGGAAUGGUUUUCGUCCUCUCUGUCCUGAACAGGGUAUAUAGUUUGGCACAAGUCUGUCGUAAACAGGGUAUACAAUUUCCUGCAAGUCUGUCCUAAACAGUGUGCAUGAUUUGUGCGAGUCUGUUCUAAUUAUAAACAUGGUGUUUCAUGCAUGAUCGAUUUCGUUUUAGUGCAAAUGUUUGCAGAUAUUUAGUACGUCAUCACCCAAAGCAUUUGCUGGAAUAAAUAUAAAUGUUCUUGUUUUUGGCACCCUUGUCUAAAUAAGAUAAGUACAAGUUGACAGGUGUGCUUGAUAACCUUGUCCCCAUCUGAGGGAGUUGUCCUAUCUGGGUACUAAAGUUGAGUGUGUUAUCCUAAACAGGGUAUGGGUUUGAAACCCUCAGCGGCUCACCUACACCCAAAUAUUGGUAGAGUACCCCUCCCACCCCCCCCUACACCGGGCUGCUAUCCUAUAAGCAAGCUUCGAAUUAACUGAGCCAUAAUUACACAAUGGUUGACUGUAUUUGUACCCUCUUUGUAAACGUAACAAUCAUUUUUAUAUUGGGAAGUUCAGUAAUAAUAAUCCAGAUGGCCAAAACUUCCAUAUUUUGGCCAUUCUUAUUCUGAAGUAUCCACCUUAUUCUGAGCUAUCCAAACAGAUACUUUGCUUUGAAUAAGCUUUACACGGCAGUCGCGGUAGUGGUACUGUAAUUAAACAGACAUUGUUUGCUCCUUGCACUAAAUUCUUACAAAGAACGUGAAAAACAACUAACCUCUAUGUAGGCUUUGAUCCAUAUUUCGGAGUAACCAUUCUUAUCUUAGCCUUCUUCAGUCUUUGUAUACUUAUCUCAAAAGUCGGAGCGAUUUGCCGAAAAAUAAUUUUAUUCAGUUCCAGUCUCCAAGCGGAUACCUGAUUUUGGAGUAUCCAUUCUAGUCACGACCGAAAAUUUGGUAAUCAAGUGAUCGUGCACCGCCCGCCCGCCCGUCCGUCCGCACCACAGGAAAACCAGUGUUUAAUCCUCACACUUUCUAGCCAGUUUGGGAGCACAGGAAGACUGAUAUUGCACACAUAUAUUGCACAUCAAUGUUGUGAUCAAUUGACAGCUGUCAAAACAGGGUAUCCGCUGACCAGGAUCACCUGACCGUAUCGCGGGCUCAGGUGUCGAUCCAUCGAGGUCGAUAUCUUUUUGAAGUUAUCCGCUGACAAGUAACUUGUUUUCAAAUGAUCGCAGGCUCAAGUUUAUUUUUUUUAAUUCAUAUGAAAUAUGUUGUGUUUUGUAUGUGCCGCACAAUUAAAAUGAUUUCAAACUGACCUAGGAAGCUAAAAUUCAGCCAGUUUUUACAGGCAGGGAAGACAUGCUAGUUGCUUUUGACUUUCCUCACCAAGGUCACGAGUUGGUCACACUCUACGUCCAAUUUUUAUGCUCUGAUUGGUCAAAAUUUGACAGGUGAGUUCAUGCGGAAAAUGUAUGCAGCAUCUUGAAACUUGUUUACUUUGCUGAAGCUGACAGAGUUUUGUGUCAACUUGUGAUGUUUUUAACUGUCUUUUUCCACUGAAUGUACAAAAUGAAAUUCAGCUGCUAUCAAGAGUCUUCUGUUAUUCAUGGCUAAUUUGUUUACUGGUUUUUUGGUUGAGAAAUACAUUGCUUGUCAACGUCGGAAAUCCGAUUUCGGAUGGCAUCGUUUUCGUUUUUCACCUUGCUGGAUGCGUAAGAGGGUUGAAAAGUCUGAAGCGAUUCUGGCCUUACUUGAUAGUUUUCAGUGCAUCUCGAAUGGUAAGCCCGAGUAAUUAUUGUAUUUGACGUUUGUUUUUUAUAUCUAAUUUAAUGAAGUCGAGCGUAGUUUAUGCGGCUAUUUAGUUUAUUCACGUUUUUAAUUGUAAGAUUUGAGACAAUGAUCUGACCGAGUAUCAGGUUUGAUUGUAAGCUUAUAGAACUUUAAAAAGCCUUUAGACAUUUUCUCACCGCAAAUAGAAAGAAAACGUUCCAAACAAUAUUUAGUUAUAAUUCUGGCUGUAAAAGAAAGCUUUGAGCGAUUUUCUUGCCUCGAGUUCAUCUUUGAAAAAGCAAACACCGGGAAGCCGGCUUACAAAAUGAAAAACAUAAACUAGGAUUUUCAGAGACACUUUAAUACUUGUCUUCGUAAAUGAAAAUUGUUGUCACUGUAUAUGUUUCACCGAAUUAUUUUCCUUUUAUUGAUUGUUAGUAUUCUCUUUUGCAAUUUUUAUCGCUGUGCCGUUUGUUUUCAGUCGCUCAUGAACAUCGCUUGCAUGCAGGAGUAGUCAAAAUGCUGCGCGUAUCAAACGCUUUUGACGAUUAAACAUCGUUAUAAAACCAUUAAAUAAAAAAUAAACAUAAUAAAUUCUUUAUUAUGUUGAAGCGUAUAACUCUAUUAAUUAUAAUUUAAACAGUCGACUUUGGCGCUUGUCAAAAGUGAGAACCGGCUAGCCGUAUAGGUGAUUUUGGAAAUUUUUUUAACGGUUUCGCUAAAAAGCCCACACGUGCGUCGAUCGUCCUGAAUAUUGAGUGAGUGCAAUUUGUAUUGCAAAAUUGUGAAAUACUGCAUUCUGUCCGGGGUCUGUAUGAUAAAAACAGCGCCUCAUGGUACUGUUUCACCUCAGAUGUGAUGUAUAAAAAGUAUAAAAGGUUAGGUUAUACGUCCCCAGACUUGUUGGCAAGAUUUUGUAAAGUAAACUUGUCGAACGCAAAAAAUUCGGCCUGAUUUGUUUUCCAAGAAUUGUUUUCCAGGCCUAAUCUACUGUGAUCAAGAGCCCGCGCUCUUAAAUGUGAUCGAAGAUGAUUGUUAUUUUUUGGGUGUACAUAUAAGGCUAUCAACUCGAUGUAAGAUUAAGUUCACUCUUAGCUUGGACUGUUUGCAAAUUACUUUUCUGUAAAAUCACUUAACCCUUCCCUCAAAAGUCACAUGAGUAGUAUACUAUGUUGAAACUUAACCCCGUUAGUGGAUUCCCUUUGGAUUCCCUCGCAAAAAGUGGAUUCCCUUAAUUGAUAUGCAUAAGCCUAUGACGUCACCUCGGAAAGAAGUGUCUUCCUGCAUACUAAUUUGGAUUAGGUUUACUAAUGAGCGUCACUCUACUACAAUAGGAACAAUAGGCUUGCCUAGACUUGCCCGUGAAGUAACUUGAGCUCGGUUUUCGGACAGUCUAUUAAAAGGAAAAUAGGAAUAAGAGAAGCGAUCACCUAGCAACGCGAGAAACGGCUUCCUAUAUCUUAUUUAGCGCUAAAACUCAGAUAUAUAAACAAAACACAUGUGCACAAAGUGGAGUUGAAAAGUCUUUAUUUCCGUUUAGUUUAUGUCUUCUUAUUGAGCUCUAAAACUCAGAUAUAUAUAAACAAAAUACACAAAGUAGAACUGAAAACUGUAUUUCAAUUUUGUCUGACGUUUUCUCCGUUCUAUCUCGAGGAAAUGAAAAACUAUUAAAGUCUUGUAAUUUCACGCACUGUUAGUCAGUUAAUUAUGCGAGUUCACAAGCCCAAAGUUGAAUACAAAUUUGCUCUACAGGAAAGACCCAAGGGAGCACCUUGACGUAUUAUUAUAAAACAAAUAACUUAACAAGGAUCAAUUAAAACACGCGACUAAUAAUUGCUAGCAAUAAAAUCUGACACGAGAUACCGUUUAAAACAAAAAGAGUCAAAUACACAGCGAUUUGAAAGAAAUCUAUUAAAACAGUCAAAGAAAGCUUACCCCUCUCCCUUUUCAAUUUUAUUUCCCUCCUCAAUUUUUUCUUUUUCCCUUCUCCACAAUUUUGUUAUUUUCCCUCCUCAAUGUUUUUAUUCCCUCCUCCACAAUUUUUAUUAUUUUCCCUCCUCAAUGUUUUUUAUUCCCCUCCUUCACCUCCACCUCCUCAUUUAUUCUAUACAUUUUUCCAUCCACAAAUACAUCGACCUCCUAGCGACCCUACAUCGACCCCACAUCGACCCUACAUCGACCCUACAUUGACCCCACACCGACCCUACACUCAACUUUUUUUUUAACACUGCUUCGUAAAUAGUGAAGCUAUAUACCACCACCGCCACAUUUCUAUUGUUUUCCCACCACCACCAGCACCGCCACCACAUUUCAAUUGUUUUCCCUUCUCCUCUUCAUUUUUAUUGUUUUCCCUCCUCCACCACCACCACCACCACCACCACAUUUCUAUUGUUUUCCCUCCACCACCACCACCACCACCACCACCACAUUUCUGGUGUUUUCCCUUCACCACCACCACCACCACCACCACAUUUCCAUUGUUUUCCCUCCACCACCACCACCACCACAUUUCUAUUGUUUUCCCCCACCACCACCACCACCACCACCACCACAUUUCUAUUGUUUUCCCUCCACCACCACCACCACCACAUUUCUAUUGUUUUCCCUCCUCCUCCUCAUUUUUGUUUUGGUACAGUAGGGGUACAGGAGGGGUACAGGAGGGGUACAGGAAGGGUACAGGAGGGGUACAGUAGGGGUACAGGAGGGGUACAGUAGGGGUACAGGAAGGGUACAGUAGGGGUACAGGAGGGGUACAGGAGGGGUACAGUAGGGGUACAGGAAGGGUACAGUAGGGGUACAGGAGGGGUACAGGAGGGGUACAGGAGGGGUACAGGAGGGGUACAGGAGGGGUACAGUAGGGGUACAGGAGGGGUACAGGAGGAGGAGGAGGAGGAGGAGGGAAAACAAUAAAAAUGAAGAGGAGGAGGGAAAACAAUAGAAAUGUGGUGGUGGUGGUGGUGGAGGGAAAACAAUAGAAAUGUGGUGGUGGUGGUGGUGGGGGGGGAAACAAUAGAAAUGUGGUGGUGGUGGUGGUGGUGGAGGGAAAACAAUAGAAAUGUGGUGGUGGUGGUGGAGGGAAAACAAUAGAAAUGUGGUGGUGGUGGUGGUGGAGGAGGGAAAACAAUAGAAAUGUGGUAGUGGUGGUGGUGGUGGUGGAGGGAAGACAAUAGAAAUGUGGUGGUGGUGGUGGUGGUGGUGGUGGUGGUGGAGGGAAAACAAUAGAAAUGUGGUGGUGGUGGAGGAGGGAAAACAAUAAAAAUGAAGAGGAGGAGGGAAAACAAUUGAAAUGUGGUGGCGGUGCUGGUGGUGGUGGGAAAACAAUAGAAAUGUGGCGGUGGUGGUAUAUAGCUUCACUAUUUACGAAGCAGUGUUAAAAAAAAGUCGAUGUGGGGUCGAUGUAGGGUCGAUGUGGGGUCGAUGUAGGGUCGCUAGGAGGUCGAUGUAUUUGUGGAUGGAAAAAUGUAUAGAAUAAAUGAGGAGGUGGAGGUGAAGGAGGGGAAUAAAAAACAUUGAGGAGGGAAAAUAAUAAAAAUUGUGGAGGAGGGAAUAAAAACAUUGAGGAGGGAAAAUAACAAAAUUGUGGAGAAGGGAAAAAGAAAAAAUUGAGGAGGGAAAUAAAAUUGAAAAGGGAGAGGGGUAAGCUUUCUUUGACUGUUUUAAUAGAUUUCUUUCAAAUCGCUGUGUAUUUGACUCUUUUUGUUUUAAACGGUAUCUCGUGUCAGAUUUUAUUGCUAGCAAUUAUUAGUCGCGUGUUUUAAUUGAUCCUUGUUAAGUUAUUUGUUUUAUAAUAAUACGUCAAGGUGCUCCCUUGGGUCUUUCCUGUAGAGCAAAUUUGUAUUCAACUUUGGGCUUGUGAACUCGCAUAAUUAACUGACUAACAGUGCGUGAAAUUACAAGACUUUAAUAGUUUUUCAUUUCCUCGAGAUAGAACGGAGAAAACGUCAGACAAAAUUGAAAUACAGUUUUCAGUUCUACUUUGUGUAUUUUGUUUAUAUAUAUCUGAGUUUUAGAGCUCAAUAAGAAGACAUAAACUAAACGGAAAUAAAGACUUUUCAACUUCACUUUGUGCACAUGUGUUUUGUUUAUAUAUCUGAGUUUUAGCGCUAAAUAAGAUAUAGGAAGCCGUUUCUCGCGUUGCUAGGUGAUCGCUUCUCUUAUUCCUAUUUUCCUUUUAAUAGACUGUCCGAAAACCGAGCUCAAGUUACUUCACGGGCAAGUCUAGGCAAGCCUAUUGUUCCUAUUGUAGUAGAGUGACGCUCAUUAGUAAACCUAAUCCAAAUUAGUAUGCAGGAAGACACUUCUUUCCGAGGUGACGUCAUAGGCUUAUGUAUAUCAAUUAAGGGAAUCCACUUUUUGCGAGGGAAUCCAAAGGGAAUCCACUAACGGGGUUAAGUUUCAACAUCGUAUACUACUCAUGUGACUUUUGAGGGAAGGGUUAAGUGAUUUUACAGAAAAGUAAUUUGCAAACAGUCCAAGCUAAGAGUGAACUUAAUCUUACAUCGAGUUGAUAGCCUUAUAUGUACACUCAAAAAAUAACAAUCAUCUUCGAUCACAUUUAAGAGCGCGGGCUCUUGAUCACAGUAGAUUAGGCCUGGAAAACAAUUCUUGGAAAACAAAUCAGGCCGAAUUUUUUUUGGUGCGUUCGACAAGUUUACUUUACAAAAUCUUGCCAACAAGUCUGGGGACGUAUAACCUAACCUUUUAUACUUUUUAUACAUCACAUCUGAGGUGAAACAGUACCAUGAGGCGCUGUUUUUAUCAUACAGACCCCGGACAGAAUGCAGUAUUUCACAAUUUUGCAAUACAAAUUGCACUCACUCAAUAUUCAGGACGAUCGACGCACGUGUGGGCUUUUUAGCGAAACCGUUAAAAAAAUUUCCAAAAUCACCUAUACGGCUAGCCGGUUCUCACUUUUGACAAGCGCCAAAGUCGACUGUUUAAAUUAUAAUUAAUAGAGUUAUACGCUUCAACAUAAUAAAGAAUUUAUUAUGUUUAUUUUUUAUUUAAUGGUUUUAUAACGAUGUUUAAUCGUCAAAAGCGUUUGAUACGCGCAGCAUUUUGACUACUCCUGCAUGCAAGCGAUGUUCAUGAGCGACUGAAAACAAACGGCACAGCGAUAAAAAUUGCAAAAGAGAAUACUAACAAUCAAUAAAAGGAAAAUAAUUCGGUGAAACAUAUACAGUGACAACAAUUUUCAUUUACGAAGACAAGUAUUAAAGUGUCUCUGAAAAUCCUAGUUUAUGUUUUUCAUUUUGUAAGCCGGCUUCCCGGUGUUUGCUUUUUCAAAGAUGAACUCGAGGCAAGAAAAUCGCUCAAAGCUUUCUUUUACAGCCAGAAUUAUAACUAAAUAUUGUUUGGAACGUUUUCUUUCUAUUUGCGGUGAGAAAAUGUCUAAAGGCUUUUUAAAGUUCUAUAAGCUUACAAUCAAACCUGAUACUCGGUCAGAUCAUUGUCUCAAAUCUUACAAUUAAAAACGUGAAUAAACUAAAUAGCCGCAUAAACUACGCUCGACUUCAUUAAAUUAGAUAUAAAAAACAAACGUCAAAUACAAUAAUUACUCGGGCUUACCAUUCGAGAUGCACUGAAAACUAUCAAGUAAGGCCAGAAUCGCUUCAGACUUUUCAACCCUCUUACGCAUCCAGCAAGGUGAAAAACGAAAACGAUGCCAUCCGAAUGUAUUUCUCAACCAAAAAACCAGUAAACAAAUUAGCCAUGAAUAACAGAAGACUCUUGAUAGCAGCUGAAUUUCAUUUUGUACAUUCAGUGGAAAAAGACAGUUAAAAACAUCACAAGUUGACACAAAACUCUGUCAGCUUCAGCAAAGUAAACAAGUUUCAAGAUGCUGCAUACAUUUUCCGCAUGAACUCACCUGUCAAAUUUUGACCAAUCAGAGCAUAAAAAUUGGACGUAGAGUGUGACCAACUCGUGACCUUGGUGAGGAAAGUCAAAAGCAACUAGCAUGUCUUCCCUGCCUGUAAAAACUGGCUGAAUUUUAGCUUCCUAGGUCAGUUUGAAAUCAUUUUAAUUGUGCGGCACAUACAAAACACAACAUAUUUCAUAUGAAUUAAAAAAAAUAAACUUGAGCCUGCGAUCAUUUGAAAACAAGUUACUUGUCAGCGGAUAACUUCAAAAAGAUAUCGACCUCGAUGGAUCGACACCUGAGCCCGCGAUACGGUCAGGUGAUCCUGGUCAGCGGAUACCCUGUUUUGACAGCUGUCAAUUGAUCACAACAUUGAUGUGCAAUAUAUGUGUGCAAUAUCAGUCUUCCUGUGCUCCCAAACUGGCUAGAAAGUGUGAGGAUUAAACACUGGUUUUCCUGUGGUGCGGACGGACGGGCGGGCGGGCGGUGCACGAUCACUUGAUUACCAAAUUUUCUGGGAUGGGUAGAUUUACUUACCCAUGGUAAUCCGCAGGCGCGCUUCGCGCGCCAGAGCUCCGCUACUAUUUUUUUGGUUACGAAAGUCUUUCAAAAGGGUACAAUGUUCUGAAUGAGUUUAUGUUUCAGUCUCACCUGAGAUUCUGUCGCAUGCAAUGGUCGGCGACAAGGUUUUAUGGUAGCCUGAGCUAGCCUGAGUGUGUAUAGCCGCCCCCUCCCCUCAGAAAAAAUGGCCAUUUUGCAGCCCGGUUGAAAAUCUUGUUUUCAUUCAUAUUACAUGCCAAUUUCUUUCUUUCUUUAGUUUAUUUUUUUUUGGCUCUUUAGUUGGCAUACGUUGUCUAUUUUAAAAAGCAUUUCUAAAAAAGCAUUGCGUCAGCAUUUCUAUGGUAACUUUUUGGCAUUCCUAUGCACUCACGUUUUUAAGGUUGUUCUGACCUUAGGAAUUCAAACCUGACACAGUGGAAGUAUCCGAUUGCAUGUGCACCUGAAUAUUCUAGAAACUUGUUAUCAGCGCAGCAUUUCUUUAACGCAAAGAUCACUUUCAGCUUAUUAACGCUUUUUAGUUGUAAAAUAAUUUGCAUUGCUUUCUCAUGUGAACGUCAACGCCGCCUUACAAUUCGAGGACCGUUUUUUUUGCAGCUAAGGGUCUUUGGCUUAUUCGCUUUUCGCUGAAGGAAAUCCCAUCGUCAGGCAGUUCGAUAGCUCUCACAUCAAGUCACAACAUCGCGGAACAAAUGUGCACAAUUCGUCCAAAUAUACAGCAAUGAUCCACGCUCAAUUAUUUCAAUGUCCUUUUAACAAUUCCAAGUCCCAGUCCAUUUCUUGCAGAUGAUAUUGUCAGUGUUCUUUAGAAUAUUUCCAUUUAUACAAAACCCAUCUUCGGCUGGCUUCUCUUUCGUUUCGAGAAAAAAUGUACGCCUUACUAGUACCCCCUAGAAUAUGCCAAACAUAUGCGUAAAAGGCACUUUGAACAAAGUAAUACUAAGUGAGAGGUAAGAGUGAAGUGUAUGAUUUGGCUUUAAAAGAAUCGAGUGAGUGCGUAAGUAGUGAGUGAUAGAGUGCCAUUCGAGUGCCUCCAAAAGCCCAUGACAUGACUACGUCAUCCAUGAGCUAAAAACCUGUAUUGCUUUAGCAAACCGUCUAUUAAGGCAACCUCGUUCCCAGGGUUCUCUCCUGAGAACGUGGGAACGAGUUUAAACCUGUCAACACGUAACUUAACGAGGUGCUCAUUGGUCCGGGCAGACUAAACCUCAAAACAAUUGGAAAGGAAUGUAUGACAGUUUAAAGCCCAUAGGCGCGGGGAGCAUUGCGUGACCUCGGCCCGAGCGGCUGCGAGGAAGACUUUUGGCGGACUUUUUCUUUUUUUUUUUUGGUUUUUUUGAAUGGCAGUUCCCGGCCAUGAACAUGUUAAUUUUACUUUUUCCGUUUUGAAUGGCAGUUCCCGGCCAUGAACAUACUAGUUUUACUUUUCCUGUUUUGAAUGGCAGUUCCCGGCCGUAAACAAAUUAGUUUUAUUUCUGCUUUUAUUUCACUUUUAGUUUUAUUUUCAUUUCAUAAUAAAAAUGUUUUGUUUUGUUUUGAAAAUUAACAAAAUGAAUCUAUUUCCAGUUCAAUGAAAAACAAAAUAAUUUGACGUUUUAUAAUUUCGCUUUAUUUUCAAUGCAAAAUAAGUUCAAUCUAAAAUUAACAAAUUUAUGUCGUUUUGACAAAUGACAGUUGUCGGCUACCAUAGUGGACCCCCCUCCCCCCAUCCCCGCCUAUUAAGACCCUCUUAAUCGAACUGACAAUUCCUUAUUCUUCGACAGAUUUUUUCCCCGAUGAACAUCAUCGAAGCAAGCGACAUGUGAAGUCAGCUAAUAAUUCGAGAGAAGCGAAAACAACAGCCGUCUUGAUUAAAGAAAUUCACAAUAUUUUAUCAGAGGGCAGGAUCCGCCUUUGCAAAUCAACAAAUGCGUCGUGUCUGUCAGGUCCACCCGGACCGAGGGGAGAGAAGGGAGACCGAGGACGAAAAGGGAAGAGAGGGUCACGUGGAAGCAAGGGAGACAGAGGUAUUAUGGGAUCACAGGGCAAAAGUGGACCCGUGGGACCAAAAGGUGAUGCUGGACUUAAGGGGCAAAAAGGGGAGACAGGGAUCGCUGGCGUGCCGGGAGCCAAAGGAGAUAGAGGCACUGCGGGACCACCAGGAAAGAGUGGCAAACAAGGCAUCAUGGGACCUGUAGGGCCAAAGGGUGUUCCUGGACUCAAAGGGCGAAAAGGAGAUAAAGGGAUCGCUGGAAUGUCGGGAGCCAAAGGAGAGAGAGGUAUGAUAGGAUCACCAGGAAAAAGCGGCAAACAAGGUAUCAUGGGACCUGUAGGGCCAAAAGGUGUCCCUGGACUCAAAGGGAAAAAAGGAGACACAGGAUCCGCGGGCAUACCUGGAACCAAAGGAGAGCCUGGUCAAUCGAGUGAGUGACAAUAUAAGACUAUCAAUAUCGACUUCCCUCUUUUUCCAGCCAUGAAUUUUCUUUUUUGAUACCACCUUUUUUGCCAGAAAAAUUUUGCGUCUGCUAGGCAUAAAUAGAUUGCCGCUUCGGAAACUUUUGAGCAACUUUUAGCGUUUUCAGCAACUUUUUGUACUGCGGGCAACCUAGAGCAACUUUUGAGUCAACAAAUAGUUAAAAACUGACCAAACCAUCAAAAACUAAUAACUAAUAAUAGAAAGUAUUUUCCAAUGACGUUUCUAAUGAGAAAACAUCACAAUGUUUGCUAUAGACAUCAUAGUGCUGACUAUACACUUUAGACAGUGAUUAAGUUUACAGCCUUUAUCUUAUCUUAUCAUAAUAAGAUACAACAAUGCAAAGAGGUUGUAAAGUUUACAGCCUCUUAUUUGCAUUAUUGUAUCUUAUCAUAACUGAAGCCUCAAGGUAGUCCUAAGGCUUUGUCUUGUUGAUCGUUAAACUUCUAGAAAUUGAAGCUGUUACAGGACUACUAAGAGUUGCCCCAGUGGCUAUGGUAGCUUCAGUAGGGCUAAUAUCUGUAUUAUUUUCAUUUUCCUCGUCACACAUUUCAGGUUCUAAUUGUGAUGCCUCGCACUGCAGCAAAUACCAAGAUUGCGGGCGGGAAGCCGCACAUAGAUGUUGUUUUAUUUUUCUUCUCGUUCUUUUGUUUGAGACCAAGAAAGUACAACAAAAUUAA